AUGAGAGAUAGAUCAGUAAGGUUCUGGUUACAUGUCCUGCUGGACAUUGUGUCUGUACUGAGCAGAACUUCAGAGACAAUCCAACUGAAGAAUGCAUGUCUGAGUGAUGUCUGGAACCAGCUGGAGUCGGCUAAAGUCAUACUUCAAAAUGCUGGACCAAAUUGGAGGAAAGUUGAGGACAAACCUGAGGUUGUGACAGGAAUACAGAAGAAAUUUCUGUUAUCUUUGAUAUUUAACAUAAACAGGAGGUUUGUGGGAGAUUUAGGCCUUUUUAAAGGCAGCUCUUUCCUGGCCUUUUGUAAUUGGCCAACUGACUAUGAUGAAGUAGCUACAUUUGGAGAUGAGGAUAUUAUCGAGUUAAUCGGGGUUUGUGAUGAUCCAUUGAAAAGGGUUGAGUGUGAUACUACAUCAUUUGAGCAAGAAUGGACCCGGUUCAAGCUGGAUCUUUUUAAGAGUAAAAAGAACAUGGAGACUCUGACCUGGUCGGGUGUGUGGAUGAGCUACGAAGAGAAGUAUCCAAACCCUUUCACCCUUGUAAGUCUGCUAUUGGCUCUCCCCUCAAGCUCUGUAGAUGCUGAAAGAGGGUUUUCAAAAAUGAAAAACUUGAAGACUGAUUGGAGGUCUUCACUGACCGACAGUCACCUCAGCAACCAGCUGCUGAUAGCUGCGGAAGGCCCAGCUGUACUGGACUUUGAUCCUGACGAGGCAAUACGUUACUGGGAAGAUACCUCUCUCAGGACCAGGAGGCCGUUUGCAAAUGACAGUAAAAAACCAAAUCUUGUAGCUGUGCCAUCUGAGCCUGAUGUGGAAGAGGGUGUGGAUCUUGUUGAUGUUGGUGAGCUUUACCAGAUGGCUGAAAGAUUGGAGGAAGAGAAUGAGGUUGUAGAGUCAGGAGAGUCCGGGAAUUAUGAUGACCAUGAGGACAGUAGAGAUAUUAGACUGUUACAGCAGAAAGCUUAUAAAUUACUUACUGGGCUAUUGUGAAUAAAAUAUGAUACAGUCAUUUUGUU
Messenger RNA from Mercenaria mercenaria, 1010 nucleotides. RefSeq lists its product as uncharacterized. The record is from RefSeq and is a predicted model, not a curated record. Gene Ontology annotation, molecular function: protein dimerization activity. Bases 1 to 984 code for a protein of 327 amino acids. The transcript is spliced from 6 exons. NCBI's taxonomy places the organism in Eukaryota, Metazoa, Mollusca, Bivalvia, Venerida, Veneridae.